AUGGGCUCCGAAGGCGUCGUCACGGAGAGCUUGUCUCCCUUUGGAAUUGCGCGCGCGACCGUCAAUGAGAAGCCUCUCACCAAGGAGGAGGUCCGCAAGUACGAUGCUUAUUUCAAAGCCACCAUGUACCUAUGCCUCGGCAUGAUCUACCUAAAGGACAACCCCCUGUUGAGGCAGCCACUGCGCCUCGAGCACGUCAAGGCCCGGCUUCUUGGCCACUGGGGCUCCGAUGCCGGUCAGAGCUUCACAUACAUUCACUUCAACCGCCUAAUCAAAAAGUAUGACUUGGAUUCCAUCUUUAUCUCCGGUCCAGGCCACGGAGCGCCGGCGGUGCUCGCCAAUGCCUACCUGGAGGGAACCUACUCGGAGACGUAUCCCGACAAGUCUGAAGAUGAAGACGGCAUGCGCCGCUUUUUCAAACAGUUCUCCUUCCCAGGUGGCAUUGGAAGUCACGCAACGCCAGAGACCCCCGGCAGCAUUCACGAGGGUGGUGAGCUGGGAUAUGCCAUCUCGCACGCCUUCGGUGCGGUCUUUGACCACCCAGAACUCAUUGCCCUGACCAUGGUGGGAGAUGGCGAGGCAGAGACUGGUCCACUCGCUACCAGUUGGCACAGCACCAAGUUCCUCAACCCCAUCACCGACGGUGCUGUCCUUCCCGUGUUGAACCUCAAUGGCUACAAGAUCAACAAUCCCACCCUUCUUGCCCGCAUCAGCCAUGAAGAGCUCGAAGCGCUCUUCAGGGGCUACGGCUGGGAGCCAUACUUUGUCGAAGGCAGUGAGCCGGAGUCAAUGCACCAAGCCAUGGCAUCCACGCUCGAAGACUGCGUCAAGAAAAUCAAAGCGUACCAAUCCGAAGCGCGCGAGACAGGCAAAGCCUUCCGGCCGCGGUGGCCGAUGAUCGUGCUGCGCACACCCAAAGGCUGGACCGGGCCCCGCAAGCUCGGCGACCACUUCCUCGAGGGCUUCUGGCGAGCACACCAAGUCCCGAUCACGGACGUGGCGACGAAGCCGGAGAGCCUGCUGAAGCUGGAGGACUGGCUACGCAGCUACAAGCCCGAGGAGCUGUUCGACGAGGCGGGCAGGCUGGUGCCUGAGCUGCGCGAGCUGGCGCCCUCGGGAAAUCGGCGCAUGUGUGCCAAUCCCGUCGCGAAUGGCGGACUGGUCAGGCACAAGCUGCACGUACCGGACUUCCGCGACUUCAAGUUCCAUAUCUUGAAGAGUGGCGUGUCCGAGGAUGGCAGCAUGAACCGCUUCGGCACGUUCUUGCGCGAGGUCGUUCGUAGGAACAUGGACAAUUUCCGGGUGUUUGGCCCGGAUGAGACGCAAUCGAACAAGCUGGAUGCGAUCUACGACGUGGGCAAGAAGGUCUGGCUUGCGGAUUACUUUGAAGAGGACGAGGACGGCGGAAACCUGGCCUACAACGGCCGGGUCAUGGAGAUGCUGAGUGAGCACACGGUCGAGGGUUGGCUGGAGGGCUACAUCUUGUCCGGCAGACAUGGUCUGCUGAACAGCUACGAGCCCUUCAUCCACAUCAUCGACUCGAUGGUGAACCAGCACUGCAAGUGGCUUGAGAAGUGUAUCGAGGCAAACUGGCGCGUCAAGAUUGCCUCGCUCAACAUCCUCCUCACAGCUACCGUCUGGCGCCAAGACCACAACGGCUUCACGCACCAAGACCCCGGCUUCCUGGACGUCGUGGCCAACAAAUCCCCCGAAGUCGUGCGCAUCUACCUCCCACCCGACGCAAACUGCCUGCUCAGCGUAGCGGACCACUGCCUCCGCAGCAGCAACUACGUGAACGUCAUCGUAGCAGACAAGCAGAACCACCUGCAGUACCUCGACAUGGACGCCGCAAUCGCGCACUGCACGAAAGGGCUCGGGAUCUGGGAGUGGGCAUCGACAGACAUCGGCGAGGAGCCAGACGUCGUAAUGGCAUGCUGCGGCGACGUGCCGACGCACGAGUCGCUAGCCGCGACAGCGCUGCUGCGCCAGCACCUCCCCGGCCUCAAGAUCCGCUUCGUCAACGUCGUGGACCUGUUCAAGCUGAUCCCAGCGCACGAGCACCCCCACGGCCUCAGCGACGCAGAGUUCAAGGCCAUCUUCACAGACGACAAACCCGUCAUCUUCAACUUCCACUCGUAUCCCUGGCUCAUUCAUCGCUUGACGUAUGCGCGCCGUGGCCAGCAUAACCUGCAUGUUACGGGGUACAAGGAGAAGGGCAAUAUCAAUACCCCGCUCGAGCUGGCUAUGCGCAAUGGCACUGAUCGCUUCAGCCUCGCUAUCGAUGCUAUUGAUCGCAUUCCUGGGCUCGGGAACCGUGGUGGAGUGGCUAGGGAACGCUUGUUGAAUGAGCAGAUUACGGCGAAGAAUUACGCUUUCCAUGAGGGAGUUGAUCCGCAGGAGUUGCGGGAGUGGCGGUGGCCGUUUUAG
Molecule: messenger RNA, 2427 nt
Organism: Aplosporella prunicola CBS 121167
Lineage: Eukaryota; Fungi; Ascomycota; Dothideomycetes; Botryosphaeriales; Aplosporellaceae
Exons: 2
Coding region: 1-2427 (808 amino acids)
Biological process (GO): carbohydrate metabolic process
Molecular function (GO): aldehyde-lyase activity
Source: RefSeq, a predicted model, not a curated record